AUGGCAUCACUAGGGAGCAGCAGUUCUUCAGGCACUGAAUAUAUUGUUCGAGUCCCUAAAAAUACAAGCAAGAAAUACAACAUAAUGGCUUUUAACGCAGGUGAUAAAGUCAACUGUUCAACGUGGACACAGGCUCGAAUGGAGAGAGACAUGAGUGCUCGGAAGAUAUAUGGUGAAGAAGAGACACCGGAGGGCGCAGCUGGUAGCGAGUUUGGCAAGAAACAGCGUGAGGAAGCUCGACGGAAGAAGUAUGGCAUUGUAACACGUGAGUUUAAAGUAGAGGACCAGCCUUGGAUUCUAAAAGUCAACGGCAAAGCAGGCAAAAGGUUCAAAGGCCUGAAGAAAGGAGGUGUCACAGAAAAUGCUUCCUACUACAUCUUCACUCAAUGCCCAGAUGGUGCUUUUGAAGCCUUCCCUGUUCAUGGCUGGUACAACUUCACCCCAGUGGCGAAACACAGAACUCUCACUGCGGAGGAGGCUGAGGAGGAGUGGGGCAGGAGAAACAAGGUAGUGAAUCACUUCAGCAUCAUGCUUCAGAGACGCCUGCGUGAGCAAACAGCGGGUGAUGAGGAAGAGGAUGAGAGUGAGAAAUCAACAAAGAAGAAAAAGAGUGGCGGUCGAGGGAGCGACCUGCGCAUCCAUGAUCUGGAAGAUGACUUUGAAAUGAGCAGUGAAGAUAGUGACAACAGUGGUGAAGAAGGCAAGACAAAAGCAAAGAAUGAAACUGGUAAAGGAAAAUCAAAGAAGAAGAAGAACAAUGACAAGGAUGCUUUGGAAGACAGUGAUGAUGGUGACUACGAGGGUCUUGAGGUGGAUUACAUGUCAGAUGAAAGCAGCAGUUCAGAUGAAGAACCUGAAAAAGGAAAGCCAAGCAAAGGAGAAGACCUUCCCAAAGGGAUCGAUGAGGCCUCAGAAAGCGAGGAAGAGAGCGAAGAGGAGAAACAGAAUGAGGAGGAAGCAAAGGAGGAGGAAGAGGAGGAGGAAGCAAAGAAAACAUUGGCACAGACUGAAAAGAAGAAGAAAAAAGACAGUAGCGGUGAAUCAGACAGCUCAGACGACAGUGAUAUUGAAGGAGAAACGGCCUCUGCUCUGUUUAUGGCGAAGAAGCGUACUCCCCCAAAACGUGCAGGUGGACGCGGCUCUGCUGGAAGUUCCAGAACUGGCAGCCGGCCAGGGACGCCUUCCAUUGACUCUGCCGCCACAUCCAACACACUACGUGCUGCUGCUAGCAAGCUAGAACAAGGUAAAAGACAGACACAAGGUCCAGGAACAGACUCCCCUGCUGCCAAAAGGCUCAAAAUGGACCCCAGCAGUCAGAGCCCUGCUCCCUCUGGAAAGACUACACCUCAACCCCCAUCAGGAAAAUCUACUCCCAGUUCCAGUGAUGUGCAACUAACAGAAGAAGCGGUCCGUCGCUACCUCAUCCGGAAACCGAUGACCACCAAAGAUCUGCUGAAAAAAUUCCAGACCAAGCGCACAGGCUUGAGCAGCGAGAAGACUGUCAACGUCCUAGCUCAGAUUCUGAAACGCCUCAAUCCAGAACGCAAAAACGUUAACGACAAAAUGCAUUUUUAUCUUACGGAAUGA
This is a messenger RNA of Nerophis lumbriciformis (worm pipefish), 1587 nucleotides long. Lineage: Eukaryota; Metazoa; Chordata; Actinopteri; Syngnathiformes; Syngnathidae. The record is from RefSeq and is a predicted model, not a curated record.